Messenger RNA from Lolium rigidum, 1185 nucleotides. RefSeq names its product serine/arginine-rich splicing factor RSZ23-like. Bases 163 to 888 code for a protein of 241 amino acids. Gene Ontology annotation, cellular component: nuclear speck. The record is from RefSeq and is a predicted model, not a curated record. The transcript has 5 exons. Gene Ontology annotation, biological process: mRNA splicing, via spliceosome. Gene Ontology annotation, molecular function: RNA binding; zinc ion binding. NCBI's taxonomy places the organism in Eukaryota, Viridiplantae, Streptophyta, Magnoliopsida, Poales, Poaceae.
UUGGCCUAAUAGACACCUUCCAUCCUUGCCCUUCCUCCCCCCUCUUCCGCCCGCGGCGGCUCAAACUUAAACCCUAGAGACGCUCCUCGCCUCGCUCUGCCGCUCUCCCCGACCCGAAUCCCCAAUCCCCCAGGGAGGCACUCCAGGGCUGCUUCUGCCGCUAUGGCUCGCGUCUACGUGGGGAAUCUGGAUCCGCGCGCGACUGCGCGCGAGAUUGAGGACGAGUUCCGCACGUUUGGGGUUCUGAAGAGUGUGUGGGUUGCUAGAAAACCACCAGGAUUUGCUUUCAUUGACUUUGAUGAGACCAGGGAUGCAAAAGACGCAAUUCGUGAAUUGGAUGGUAAGAAUGGAUGGAGAGUUGAGCUGUCAACCAAAUCUGGCAGCGGCCGUGGCCGAGAACGUGAAUCUCGAGGUUCUGACAUGAAGUGCUAUGAAUGUGGUGAAAGUGGCCACUUUGCACGCGAAUGUCGGCUACGGAUUGGUUCUGGGGGUCUGGGUAGUGGAAGACGCCGCAGCCGAAGCCCAAGGCGCAGCCGUAGCCGUAGCCCAAGAUAUCGUAGGAGCCCAAGCUAUGGUAGAAGGAGCUACAGCCCACGGGAUCGGUCUCCCAGGAAGCGAAGUUACAGCAGAUCACCACCGCCUGCCCGCAGGUCUCCACCGCCUCCUCGUGCGCGUAGUAUCAGCAGGUCUCCGCCGCCUCCCCGCGCACGUAGCAUCAGCAGGUCUCCACCACCACCUCCCCGUGCCCGAAGCAUCAGCAGGUCACCACCACCUUCCCGUGCCCGAAGCAUCAGCAGGUCACCGCCGCGCGCCCGCGAGAGGAGCUAUAGCAGGUCCCCUGCACAGCCACCCCAGCGCGAAGAGUCCCCUUAUGCAAAUAAUGCCUGAGGGCUUAGCUCUGCAAAUGCUGGAAUUUGUUGGGGACCCUCGGUUUGUUUCCCGGAAUGUUUUUUUGUAUGACUAUUGGACUGCCAUGCGUCUGAGCAUGUUCUUCGUUAGCAUUUCUGUAACUUUUUGUGAAGAGUCUGGCUGCUGAUACAGUUGGUGAAGCAGGAACCUAGCGUUUCCCUAUUGACUGAUGACUUGAGAGUAUGUAGUUGGUCUGAAGACAAGACAUGUUUCUCCUCUUUUGGAUUAUUCGGAUGCAUUGCAUGGAUAUUUUUAUGUGAUGAAAUUGUUGUGCUA